AUGCCAUUGAAUAUUUUAGGUACUGCAUUGCUGGAAGGAACAGAUAAAAUUCCAUACUACAAUGGCAUAAAGAAGGUGGCCCCUUACGUUGCAGCUACAGCUGCCGUGAAAUAUUGGUCUCGUGGUCCAUCCAAUACAUGGGAGAGACAACUUCACGGAAAGGUCUACUUAGUGACCGGUGCAACAAGUCAAGGUAUGGGUACUUCAGUAGCUCUCGAGAUGGCAAAGUUAGGUGCGCAACUGAUCUUUUUGACAAGAAGUGUGGAUGAAUGGUCUACUGAUUGGGUAGAAGAUAUGAGAGAUGCAACUGGGAAUGAGUUAUUGUAUAUGGAACAAUGUGAUAUUGCUGACCUCUACCAGGUUCGUCAAUUUGCAACGCGUUGGUUAAAUAAUUCUCCACCAAGAAGAUUGGAUGGUAUCAUUGUAAUGUCAGGAGAUAUGGAACCCAUCGGUAUACCUCAUUUUUCGAAACCAGUGAGACAGUCAUCUGUUGAUGGGUUGGAGAAACAAAUGGCUGUGAAUUUUGCUGGUGUAUUUCAUUUAAUGGACCUAUUACAACCAAGUAUUAAAGCUCAACCUCCUGAUCGUGAUGUAAGAAUCAUUAUUUCUACAUGUUGGACACAAGUGAUGGGUGAUGUGAAUAUAGAAGAUCCUCUAUGGCAAUCUCAAAAAUAUAAAAGUGCUUUGAAAUUCUUCAGUAGUAGUAAAUUACAAUUGGGACUUACAAUGAUGGAGUUACAAAGAAGAUUAACUGAAGAUGUUAAGAAGGUCUCUAAGGAGAAACAGGAUACUGAACGUAGUGGGUUAAAUAUUAAAGUUGUAAUGGUACAACCUGGUACAAUGAGGUCAAACAGUUUGCGUCGUGUGGUGUCUAACGGGUCUAUUAUAUUGUUACUUGUGUUGUAUUGUGUGAUACUGUAUCCAUUCUUAUGGUUACUAACAAAGAGUGGGAAUCGUGGUGCACAGAAUAUUCUCUAUGCUUUGAAUACUCCUGAGUUUGAAGAAGUUAAUUUAAAGGAUACCAACGCUAAAUAUGUAUCUGAUUGUUCUGUCGUAAAGUUUGCACGUAAAGAAUUCGAGGAUGUUGAAUUACAGAAACAAUUAUUUGAUAAUACGCGAAGAGAUAUCUUAGAACUUGAAAAGAAGAUGGCAAUUGCUAGAAAUACCAAGAAGAAAGCAGAAGAAAAAACCAAGAAAGAAACAGACAAAAAGUCUAAAAAAAAAUAG
This is a messenger RNA of Maudiozyma saulgeensis, 1227 nucleotides long. The record is from the annotation of a GenBank genome assembly. Lineage: Eukaryota; Fungi; Ascomycota; Saccharomycetes; Saccharomycetales; Saccharomycetaceae.